This is a messenger RNA of Plasmodium falciparum 3D7, 882 nucleotides long. RefSeq names its product PRESAN domain-containing protein. Lineage: Eukaryota; Apicomplexa; Aconoidasida; Haemosporida; Plasmodiidae. The coding region runs from base 1 to 882 and encodes 293 amino acids. The record is from RefSeq and is a predicted model, not a curated record. The transcript is spliced from 3 exons.
AUGAAAUUCCAUUGUGUUGAAUAUUAUUCUGAAGAAAAUCACAUUCAAAAUACAACGAAUGUUCGUUUAAUUAGGAGAAAAUUUUUAAAUUUGUUAUCAAUUACUGGAAUAUUGUUGGUCGUAGUAUUAAAUAAUAUAAUAAUAUGUGACAAAAGUGAAACAAAUGAUGCAGGAGUAUUUAAUAUAUAUAGAAGAAAUUUAUCUGAGACAGAAAGUGUAGAACAUUCAGGAUUAAGUAAUACUAGUGAAGACGUUGAAUUAGAAAAUGGUUUAGAAGAAAAUAAUAAUAAUAAUAAUAUUUCUUGUGAUUUAGAAGGUUCUAAUAGUGAAGAUGAAGUAAAAUAUAAUGAUGUUACAACUAAAAGAAAAUGUGAUAAUAUAAAUUAUAAUGAUUUAUCAAAACAAUUGACACUAGAAGAAUUACAUUCUGUAUUAGAUGAUUUAGAAAAAAGUACAACUAAAGAAGAUCUUUAUAACAUUUGGAAUCAGGUUUUGGGUAUAGCUAAAGAUGGAUUUGAUGGUAUGUUGACAGAAUUAUCAUAUUAUGUAGAAGAAUAUUUACAUGAAUAUGAAUAUGAACGUUAUCAUUAUUUUGGAGGUAGGAAACCUGUAUCUAUGAAAAAUGUACGUGAAACAUGGUAUAAAUCAAUGCAUGAUAUUGGAGAGGCACUAUCAUCUACAGAUGUGAAAAAUACUCUUGAUUUUUAUAGUUUUGUUAAAAGUGGAGCAUCAAUUGAUGAAAUGAAAAACUUUAUAUAUGAAUUUAUAAAGUAUUAUGAUACAUUAAAAAAUGAUUUAUUUAAUACACAUAAGAAAAUAUUUACAGAAUGGAUGAAAGAGCUCCAAGGAUUAGAAAAGAAAAAAACGAGCAAAAAUAUAUAG